This is a messenger RNA of Hyposmocoma kahamanoa, 3921 nucleotides long. RefSeq names its product hippocampus abundant transcript 1 protein. Bases 1 to 1455 code for a protein of 484 amino acids. Gene Ontology annotation, biological process: transmembrane transport. Gene Ontology annotation, cellular component: membrane. The record is from RefSeq and is a predicted model, not a curated record. The transcript has a single exon. NCBI's taxonomy places the organism in Eukaryota, Metazoa, Arthropoda, Insecta, Lepidoptera, Cosmopterigidae. Gene Ontology annotation, molecular function: transmembrane transporter activity.
AUGACGCCCACGAAGACCACAAAAAGUGAAGUAGAAAUGGUGAUACGGAACAGAAAGACUGUGAUGAAAGACGGGAUUAUGACGAUGUCGGGGAUCGGCGAGCCUUCUGUGUUCCACGCGCUAGUGGUCAUCUUCCUCGAGUUCUUCGCGUGGGGGCUGCUCACGAUGCCCAUCAUUUCAGUACUGAACGCCACCUUCCCGGAUCAUACGUUCCUGAUGAACGGACUGAUAAUGGGCAUCAAGGGCAUUCUGUCAUUCCUGUCCGCUCCCCUGAUCGGUGCGUUGUCGGACGUGUGGGGUCGUAAGUUUUUCCUGCUCGUGACCGUGUUCUUCACAUGCGCGCCUAUCCCGCUCAUGACAAUCAACACAUGGUGGUUCUUCGCGAUGAUAAGCAUCAGCGGUGUGUUCGCGGUCACGUUCUCGAUCGUGUUCGCAUAUGUUGCCGACGUCACGACGGAAGAGGAGCGCUCACGCGCGUACGGCCUCGUCUCCGCCACCUUCGCCGCCAGCAUGGUAAUCUCACCCGCACUCGGGGCCUAUCUCAUGGACUUAUACGGCGAGGCAUUAGUGGUGGCCGCUGCGACCGCAGUUGCCGUCUUGGAUGUGUUCUUCAUCAUGGUUGCAGUUCCUGAAAGUUUGCCAGAGAAGGUCAGGCCCAGCGGCUGGGGUCCUGCUAUCAGCUGGGAACAGGCGGAUCCCUUUGCAGCUCUCAGGAAAGUGGGAGCAGAGCGUACAGUGUUAAUGUUGUGUGUGGCUGUGUUUCUCUCAUACUUGCCAGAAGCCGGACAGUAUUCAUGCAUAUUUGUGUAUCUAAAACUUGUGAUGGGCUUUGGAGUGGUCCAAGUGGCAAUAUUUAUUGCAAUAGUGGGGGUGCUGAGUAUCGGUGUACAGGUGGUGCUUGGAUUUUUGAUGCGCUCACUCGGAGCCAAACACACCAUCAUGUUGGGACUGCUGUUUGAGAUGCUGCAGCUGAUGUGGUACGGCUUCGGCAGCCGCACGUGGAUGAUGUGGGCGGCGGGCGUCCUCGCUGCCCUCGGCUCGCUCACGUACCCUGCGAUCAGCGCGUACGUUUCGGUUAACAGUCGCGCCGAUCGGCAAGGCGUCGUGCAGGGCAUGGUGACGGGAGUGCGAGGGCUGUGUAAUGGAUUGGGCCCGGCCAUGUUCGGAGUGAUCUUCUACCUUUUCCACGUGGACCUGAACGAGGAGCACGUGAACGGCGUGCCGGGCCGGCCUGAGGAUGAAAAGUAUGUGCGGAUGGUCCCCGGCCCGCCGUUUGUGCUCGGCGCGCUGCUCGUGAUCUGUGCGCUGCUGGUGGCCUGGUUCCUGCCGGACGACAACCAGAACAGCGUGGGAGCCCGGCGGUCGCCGCCUGACCUACGCUUCGAGAUGGAGCGUGGGCGGCGCGUGGCGGGCCCGCUGUCGCCGCUCAUGGCGCCCGAGUCCGCGGCCCUCUAGCUAGCGGCGAAGGCCGGCCGCGCGGCCAGCGUGUGACUCUCAGUGCGGUGCGCCGCGAACCCGGCCCGUUGCAUUUAAGCGCCGAGCGAACUCUCCGAGUGACUGUGAGACCUCAUUUGCACCUCUACGACGACAUUCCCGUACGUAACCUCCGCUUCAUCGUGUUUUUUAAGCUUUAUACCUAUUUUUAUAAACUUUCGACUCCUCCAGGGGCGCUGUACAUAUUUUGUCUGAAUAAAAUCAUUGAAAUCGUUGUACUAGUACCUCUGUGUUUCACGUUUGUGGAUUACUCGAUACAUUUCUCGAGUCCGGGUGAGUCAUUCGUAAGUCAGUCGAGUCGAGUCGUAAUGUUCGCAUUACCGAUAACGAAUACGUUAUCGAGCAACACGAGGUUCUAUCGGAUAUUGACAUACAAAGUUCAUAAAUGCAUAAAUAGACAAAACAUCACAUUGUAAGAUCAUCAAAUCAUGUGCGAAAUUGCUUCAUCGGCUAAUGUAAACGCGUGGUUUGAUUAAUGUAGGUCAAUUUGGAGUUACAUUAGAAUUUUCUCUAAGUUCGGUCUAUGAGGUAAUGUCCGACUUGCUAAAAUAACUAUACGUUAUUCAAGUUACCCAGGCUGAGUGUAUAACGAUGGUGUAGCAUUGCAAUUUCGGAAAUUGGAAAAGUUUCAAAAGAUCUAAAUGUGUCGGCGUGGGCGUCAUAUUGGCUGCAACUUGCCUCCAUAGGUAUAGGAUUUCCUAUUUCUGUAAUAACUCGCGUGUACCUUAGCUAGUUAAUAAAAACUAACAAAGGCGAUGGUAUGUUCUAAUAACAGACUCGCUUAAAUGGAAUUGCCAUCCUUAUGCUGGGGACCAACAUAAUUUUCUUCUAAAAGUUUAAAUUAUUUACCCAAAUUGGUCCAUUUGCAUAUUACGUAAAAAGGUCGAUUAUGUCGGUCGGUUGGUUAUAUAAUUUUUUAUGAGUUCGUUCUCCUUGGAAACUAACGCCAAACGUAUAGCAGACAACCCAGGUGAUAUCAGAUUUAUGUUAAAAUCGAUAACAACUCAAAUAGAGCAUGAUACGUUUCUGAGAAUAUUUCAUCGGAAUUACGAAUAUGACUAAUCUGCGUUAUCAAAUACAGAAGACACAAAUGUACCCCGCUUGUCUUGGCCUCUUGCAUUUCCUACUAGUUCAUUAUCAAAUUAUUAUAAACUAAAAAUAUACGUUGUGUCUCGGUUUUGGUCAAGUCACCCCGCCAUCGCCAACGGGGUCGUCCUGGUCCACCACUCUCUCGGCAUGCGAUAGACUUGUGACCUUCCCAAUCCCACUUCACCUUGGUAAAUAGACAAAGUUUAAUAGAAAUAAAUGUCAAAUAUUUGUAUUUUUACAUAUAUACAGUAUUUACUACGAGCUUGUAACUUGAGUUAGGAACGUCGUAAAACAUUUUUCACACAUUUAACAAAGUAACCUACAAAUUCUUGAAAGAUUUAUCUCUCUACCUACUAAACGAAACCGUUUUUCAUGCAUCAUCGACUUCAUAAAAGUUUGGGACCUCUUAAUAAAUCGAUUCCGAAGAUAGAAAUAAGCUUUUGCCUUGGGCAACUUUAAGUCCCAAGGGCAAGAAAUAACUUCAAUUAAUAAUUCAGCCACGAUAUCAAAACUUCAGGCACAUAUAAGUUCUCCAACAGAGUAAUCAGGCCAGUGAUCCUAGCAGGCAGGAACGAAUUCAUUAAUUUUCUAGACCACGCAUGUGGCAACAUAAUAUGUGGCAGGUUAUUACAUUACGCUUGCUAAUGACACUCGCAGGGUAUUUCCCAAAGGUAUAGACCAUAAUUGAGGACUACAAGUUCUAAUUGUGUACAUAAAUCGUAGGUUACCCGUUAAUGUUUAACGUAUUGAGGCCAAUCUCAAUGCUCAUCCUAUUCGUGACAUUUGCAACUUUAUCUAACAAAGGAACUUCGGGAUAACUUUGAAAACUUUGCAAGUAUACGCAAAAUGUGUGUUAAACUACCGGUAGUAUGACAGGUUAACGCCGCGUGUUUGCGCAUUGCGAUAAAAAAGAAAUUCUAUAUCACAAAGUUCGUGUUGUCAAAAGUUUAUCGGUUUAACGUGUUAAAUAUUAACGGGAAACAUCGCUCAAAUCGGUGCUCCUACAUAAUAAAUCUAAACCUUUGUAAAGCAGUAGCGACUUCAAAACGUUUGGUCUUUUAAAUAGAUUGUAAAAAACAUUUCAACAUUCAGUGAAACGUACUGAAUAUGUUAUGCGAUAAAAUGUUAAACUACUGUCCAACAGUUUAACUUCUUAACACUUCACCUUUCUUUCCAUCCUAGUCUAGGAUCCGUAAAUGCCUUUUCAGUACCUACUAUAAAUAGGACCAAGUGGGCGAUGAAUAGUCGUAUUUUGUAAUCAAGGGGUUUGUCUGCUUAUGGGAAUUUGUAUCUAUUCUAUCGUUUUACUCGUAAAUUCUCCAGUAAGGCUAGUCUUUA